UACAGAUAUCUCAAACAUGGCCGACCCUAUUGUUUUGAUUGCAUGUUACUAAUUGUUAAUAAUUUUUUCUCUUAUAACUAUACUAAUUUAAUAUUUUAUUAAAUCUAAAUUUUUAAUUAAUAUUAGAAAUAAAAGUUAAUGUUUUUUUUUCAUUUGACUAUAAGCUAUAAUGUAAAAUACUGGAGUGUUACCGGCUGCCUUCAACGUCUCAUGACAAUUUGGACUGCUAUAAAAUGGAUAACUCUGGACAUCAUUCGUCGGGUAUUAAAAAACGUUCUAUUGAUGAUAUAAUUAAUAAUAUAACCUCAGAUCUUCAAAGCUAUGAAGGGCGCUACAUGGUUUUGGGAAACCCCAGACAAUCAACUGAUUUUAUGUGGCAACAAGUAAAUAAUUAUGCAAUGCCCCAACAACCUAAUAUUUAUAAUCCUGAACCUAUUAAUAUGACAAAUAAUAAUCAAUAUCUUUUGAAUACUAAUCAGUACAAUCCAUACAUUCAAACUUCACAAACUUCCAUACCUCCUGGCUUUUUAAAUUAUGAUAAUCAAUUAUAUUCACACCAUCACCAUCACUCACAUCAUUUUCAACAACAGCAACAACAACAACCACAACAGAUACAUCCUCCACAACAACAGCAAUUAAAUUAUACUUAUUAUCAACAGUCACAAUAUACAGGACAUCCAGUCUCUUAUCAAACUCCUUCAUAUGGUCUUUUUGAUGCUCCAUGUAAUGAUGCACUAAUUGAGAACUUAGUGCAAAGUUGGAGUCAAACUCAAAAUGGAGGUGUUUUCAGUCCAUUUGGUAACCAAGCAUUUCAAACAUCAAAAGAAAUAGAGAAUUCAACAAUUCAUGAGAGUGAAAAUAUCAUGCAUAACUCUCUACCCUUAAACCAUAAAACAAUAGUCACACCAGUUAAAAAAGUUCGAAUGGUUGCAGAAGUACGCCCCAUGCGACCAAGUUAUUCUGAUGUUUUAGCUAAAUCUCCAGCUAAUGGACCAAUAAAAAAAAUAGCAGCUUGUACACAAGUAGAUAAAUCAAUAGAUAUAAAAAUUACUCACAAAAGUAAAACAACUGUCAAAAAAAAGAAAAAUGCCAAUAAAGUUUCAAAAGAAGAAUGCUGUUUAAAAAGGCAAAAUUCUUCUGCUAGCAGUGAAGAACGCAAUAUAAAUUCUGAAUUUAAAGAAGAUAAGAAAUUUGAAGUGUCAAUUAAUAAUAGUGAUAAAAUAUGGACUUCGUCGGAAGAUUUAAAUGGAUCUGAAUAUUAUGAAGCUGAUGAAAAUGCUUACAAUAAUAUUCAAGUUCCAAAUAUCAAAGAAAAUAGUAGAAAAGAAAAAGUUAAAAUCAAAACUAAAACUACUCCUAAAAAAUCAGGUAAUAGUUUAAAACUUCAUAAAGAAAAUAUUGAUAAAAUAAAAGUAAAAAAAUGUAUUAAAUCACACAAUAUUAAUAAAAAUAUGAAUAAAGAACAAUCAAACAAAAAUUUCAAUGAAUUUAAUCUGAUAAACAAUGAAAAUAGUAUUGAUAAACAAAACGACAAUGAAAAAUUAUCUGCCAAAACAUGUUCAACUCAACCACAACAACAAUCUAGUAAAAAUCAAGGAUCACGCAGUACAGCUACAUUUACUGCAUUACCUUUUAAAGCUAGAUAUCAACGAGGAGUUAAGAAACGGCCCCGUAACUCAGCAAUCAAUACUUUGAUUACUAAACCCUUCAGUUAUUUAAAAGCACAAUUUAUUCAGUAUGCUCCAAUGAUGGUCUUUUGGUUUAUUCAUCUAUUGUGGGAUGUAGUUACUAUGAGUAUUCAUCUAUUAAUUCAUUUGUCAGUGUCAGGAGUUACACAGUUGAUUGAAUCAUGUCAACUUUUUUGGAAUAAUUUCUGUAUUAGUCUUAGUACACCAUUUUCAAGUGCUUCAAAUUGGGCACGUGUGAGAUGGAAAGAUCCUCAAACUGGUAAUACACUUAAUACAAAUAUACCAUUACCAACAACUGGUGAAGAAGCUUUAAAAAGAUUGAUAGCUUGUAAGGGCAAAGAUCCAUACAGUAUUUUGGGUGUAACUUCUGACUCCUCAGAAGAUGAAAUAAAAAAGUAUUAUAAAAGACAAGCUGUUCUUGUUCAUCCUGAUAAAAAUAAUCAAUCAGGAGCUGAAGAAGCAUUUAAAAUUUUAAUUCAUGCCUUUAAUAUGAUUGGAGACCCAGAAAAACGUAAACUAUAUGACAGUGGGAUUGAACAUAUUAAAGAAAAUUAUGAUGAAUUAAAUACAUUGUUGAAGAAUCUUCAUGAAAAGAUGGCGCAAGUUGCUAACACAAUUAGAUGCACAAGCUGUGGAAAAAGACACAAAAGAAAAUUAGUAUCGUGUCGUCCUAUGUAUGCUGCAAGAUUUUGUGCUUUAUGUAAUGUUCACCAUUCUGCUCGUGAUGGUGAUAUUUGGGCAGAAAGUAGUAUGUUUGGCUUGAGGUGGAAAUAUUAUGGUUGUAUGGAGGGUGGUGUGUACAACAUUACUGAUUGGGCCACUUGUCAACAUAGUAGUUUGAAGCAUAUGAGAGCUGAUACACAUUCUGUACAAUAUAGAAUAAUAUUUGGAGGUAAACAACAGACACCUGAACCUACAGUCUCUCCAUCGCCACCUUUACAACCAAGAACUCAAGCACCACCUCCUACUCCAUUAUUUGAUUUUAAUCAACCUCAUUUGGAUGAAUUUUUGAGUUCAUUUUACCAACAUCGUGUACCAGGUUCAACCAAUAAUGGUGAGUUUGGAACAGAUAUUCCUCGUCAACGCACUAAAAAUAAAAGAAAAAAAUAAUUUGUUAAGUUAUUUAUCUAAAAAAAAAUCUAUAGACAUAAACUAAUAAUUUUCUAACAAUAAACUUAUCUUCAAAUUAAUGUAUAAAUUUAUAAUUUUUGUUUUAUCUUUCACUUUAACUUCGUCAAUUUGACUCUUUUCAUAAUAUUUUUCAAAGUAUUCACUUAGAAUCAGAAUAAUUUUCAUUUUUAGUAAUGUAUGAUGUUUUACUGUUUA
Daktulosphaira vitifoliae (grape phylloxera) is the source of this 3014-nucleotide messenger RNA. Its product is annotated as dnaJ homolog dnj-5. Bases 234 to 2798 code for a protein of 854 amino acids. Lineage: Eukaryota; Metazoa; Arthropoda; Insecta; Hemiptera; Phylloxeridae. The record is from RefSeq and is a predicted model, not a curated record. The transcript is spliced from 10 exons. Gene Ontology annotation, molecular function: dopamine receptor binding.